GUCCCGCCGGGAGCCCGGUGCGAGCGGGGUCCGCGCCAGCCGGAGCAGGAGGUGACUCUUCUCCUCCCUGGAGCGACAUGGAGCAGCUGAAGUGACCCGAGGAGCCGUCGCAGCGCUGGCCAGGAUGGGCUGUGUGCCCUGCAAAGAGAGGGGGGCUGGCAAAGGGCAGGCAGGGGGCGAGGGGGGCUCCCUGCAAGCCCCUGCCUCCCAGUACGACCCCGACCCCACGCAGCCAGGGGCCGCCUUCACCCGCAUCCCCGACUUCAACAACUUCCAGGGGCCAGCGGUGCCCGCGGCCCCGUCCUUCUCGGAGCCGGGGGGCUUCACCCCCAACGCGCUGCCGCCGCGGAGCGGGGGCAUCACAGGCGGGGGGGUGACGCUCUUCAUCGCCCUGUACGACUAUGAGGCCAGGACUGAGGAUGACUUGACAUUCCAGAAAGGGGAGAAAUUCCACAUCAUCAACAACACGGAGGGGGACUGGUGGGAGGCCAGGUCGCUGAGCUCGGGGGCCACGGGCUACAUCCCCAGCAAUUAUGUGGCCCCUGUGGACUCCAUCCAGGCAGAAGAGUGGUACUUUGGGAAGAUCGGGCGCAAAGAUGCGGAGCGGCAGCUCCUGUGCCAUGGCAACUCCAGAGGCACCUUCCUCAUCCGGGAGAGUGAGACGACGAAAGGUGCCUACUCCCUCUCCAUCCGGGACUGGGAUGAGGCCAAGGGAGACCACGUGAAGCACUAUAAGAUUCGGAAACUGGAUAGCGGGGGGUACUACAUCACCACCCGUGCCCAGUUCAACACCAUCCAGCAGCUGGUCCAGCACUAUAUAGAGCGGGCGGCUGGGCUGUGCUGCCGCCUGGCUGUGCCGUGCCACAAGGGAACCCCCAGACUGGCCGACCUCUCAGUCAAAACCAAAGAUGUGUGGGAGAUUCCCCGCGAGUCCCUCCAGCUGCUCAAGAAGCUGGGAAAUGGGCAGUUCGGGGAAGUCUGGAUGGGGACGUGGAAUGGCACCACGAAGGUGGCAGUGAAGACGCUGAAGCCGGGGACCAUGUCCCCUGAGGCCUUCCUGGAGGAGGCUCAGAUCAUGAAGCGGCUGCGGCACGACAAGCUGGUGCAGCUCUACGCCGUGGUGUCGGAGGAGCCCAUCUACAUCGUGACCGAGUUCAUGAGCCAGGGCAGCUUGCUGGACUUCCUGAAGGAUGGGGACGGUCGCUACCUGAAGCUGCCGCAGUUGGUGGACAUGGCUGCCCAGAUUGCGGCGGGCAUGGCAUACAUCGAGCGGAUGAACUACAUCCACCGGGAUCUCCGCGCUGCCAACAUCCUGGUGGGAGACAACCUCGUGUGCAAGAUCGCCGACUUCGGCCUCGCCCGCCUCAUCGAGGACGACGAGUACACGGCGCGGCAGGGUGCCAAGUUCCCCAUCAAGUGGACUGCUCCGGAGGCUGCGCUUUUUGGGAGGUUCACCAUCAAGUCGGACGUCUGGUCCUUUGGCAUCCUCCUGACUGAGCUGGUGACCAAAGGCCGCGUGCCCUAUCCAGGGAUGAACAACCGAGAGGUGCUGGAGCAGGUGGAGCGGGGGUACCGCAUGCAGUGCCCGGGGAGCUGCCCCCCAUCCCUGCAUGAGGUGAUGGUGCAGUGCUGGAAGAGGGAGCCCGAGGAGCGCCCCACCUUCGAGUACCUCCAGUCCUUCCUCGAGGACUAUUUCACUGCCACCGAGCCCCAGUACCAGCCCGGGGACAACCAGUGACCCAAUGCUGGCACUCCCAGGAAGCUCUGGGGUGACUUUGGGGUGAAUCUCUUCUUUUCUUUAGAAGUGGUUGCUUCCUUUGUCUGUGCCCCUCCAAAAUGACUUUUCGGGGGUGCUCAGGGUGCCCAGGGCAGACACAGGGCUUUGCACAAGGAUGCUGGACUCACAGAGAAGACAAAACUGUGCACCCCAUCCCCC
Molecule: messenger RNA, 1936 nt
Organism: Lonchura striata (white-rumped munia)
Lineage: Eukaryota; Metazoa; Chordata; Aves; Passeriformes; Estrildidae
Source: RefSeq, a predicted model, not a curated record